AUGGCUAGCAUCAUAGAAGCAUCUGCUGCUUUGAGAAAGCGGAAAAACCUGAAAAGAGGUAUCAAUUUCACGUUGAUGGUCGUGGGAGAAUCCGGAUGUGGCAGAUCAACAUUUGUGAACACGUUGUGCGGCCAGCAAGUUGUGGACGUCUCCACGACGGUGAUGUUACCCACAGACGUAUCUACACAGGUGGAAGUGCAGCUAAGGGAAGAAACCGUGGAACUUGAGGACGACGAAGGCGUCAAAAUUCAGUUGAACAUCAUAGACACACCAGGGUUUGGAGGGUCGUUGGACAAUUCCCAGAGCUUCAAUGUGAUCUCAGACUAUAUAAGACACCAGUAUGACGAGAUCUUGCUGGAAGAAAGCCGGGUGCGGAGAAAUCCACGCUUCAAGGAUGGCAGAGUGCACUGCUGUCUGUAUUUGAUUAAUCCGACAGGCCAUGGGUUGAAAGAAACGGAUGUGGAGUUCAUGAGGACGCUGGCUCCUCUGGUAAACGUGAUCCCGGUGAUCAGCAAAGCGGAUUCUUUGAACCCAGCAGAACUCAAACUCAAUAAGAAACUAGUCAUGGAGGACAUCGACUACUACCAUCUACCAAUCUACAACUUCCCCUUUGAAGAAUCAGACAUUUCUGACGAAGAUUACGAAACCAACAUGCAUUUGCGCUCUCUCAUGCCCUUCUCGAUCGUCGGGUCCAACGAGGUGUACGAUCUGGGCGAUGGCACUCUCAUUCGCGGCCGUCAGUACCCAUGGGGCACGCUGGAUGUGGAGGACUCUACUAUUUCCGACUUUGUACAACUCAGAAACACGCUCCUGAUCUCGCACUUGCAUGACUUGAAGGAUUACACUCACGAAAUCCUGUACGAGCGUUACAGAACCGAAGCACUCUCGGGCGAGACCUCGGCUCCCAGCUCACAAGGCGCCCACUUCGCGUCAAGCGGGACCGGUCCUACGUCUCCUGUCGCCUCGGGAAAGUCUUCGUUCCAGGCUGCGGAGCACGACUCUCUCAACUCGUCUUUGAAGCAACCUGUUGGGGGCCAAGACACGUAUCUCGCGCGUGAGGAGCAAAUAAGACUGGAAGAAGAAAGAUUGAAAGCGUUCGAAGAGCGUGUUCAACAAGAACUGCUCAUGAAGAGACAAGAGCUGUUACAAAGGGAACAAGAACUUAGGGACAUAGAAGAGAGAAUUGAACGAGAAGCCAAACAAAGAGCGGAAUCGGAGGGGCUCGAGUAA
Messenger RNA from Lachancea meyersii CBS 8951, 1230 nucleotides. The record is from the annotation of a GenBank genome assembly. NCBI's taxonomy places the organism in Eukaryota, Fungi, Ascomycota, Saccharomycetes, Saccharomycetales, Saccharomycetaceae.